AUGCGUAGUCCUGUUGAAAUCGAAUGGCUGGAGGCGGACACUUUCCGCGAACUGCUCGAUACCGCCAUCCAAUCCGACGUCGAUGCGGUUCCGGAUGCACCGGCGGGUAUCGACGGAGGCGGCAGUGAACGUGGCGGCACCGUUGGUGCGGUAAACGAUGUCGAAAUGGAACCAUCACUCUUUGCGGCUGAGAACACGCAUGAGUAUCGGCCGGUGCGCGUGUUGCGGCCCAACCGUGAGUUUGGCUCGUUCCGGACGUUCGAGCCGCAGAUGUAUGUGUACGAUUACGAUCCUUCCCGGUACGGGCUGUACUACGGCGGUGACACCGCCACUGGCCAAGAAACCGAUUCCGAAUCUCCGCCGCCGCCGCCGCUUCCGCGCCCUCCUCCACCGCCGGCCGAAACGCCCAUCACGCAACCGUCGGCAGCCGUGUUCCCGUCGGCCCCACGCACUUCCCGUGCCCGUUGCGAUGAGUAUGCAAAUACCUUCCGAGGAUACACACCGUAUCGACCGCAUCACCGGGAACGCUUUGGUCCCACUGCCACUGCACCGGAAACGGCACGCCCUUCGACGUCACGUUGUACGAUCGAUAACGUAAAGCUUGAACCCGUUGCCGAUCCGAGGGGGGAGGCUGAAAACGGCACUCUCGCAAAUGACGGAACAGAGGUCACGGAAGACCGAAAGGUAUCAACUAACGUUUCUACGGUCAAGCAGGAACCGCCGGUACCAUCCGGUAGUUUCUUCGAGCCCACUUUACCGACCGAGAAUGAUACCGACGGUGCCGAGAGGAUGGCAAAUGAAAACCUGCCACUUGCCAGCUCACCACCAAGUAACGAUGUCAGUCCGGCGUCAGUUGAGAAAGUACACGAAACACAGCGAGUAGCCAGUAGCUCGAAAACGGAACAGAUUUCAAAUGACCCUUCGUCUACCACCGCGGAAGAACCAGCACCCGAUCCGGUGGCGGGUCCGAGCGGGCUUAACCGUCGCAAUUUUAUGUCGUGGAUGCGAAAUGGCGUUGAAGGAGGAUCAUCGGCGAGUGGCCGUAGUCGAUUUAGAACGAGUGCUCCGAUGCACCGGUCACGGCGCUACCGGAAUCCCAUUUUGGACAGUAGCGACAGCGACGAUGAGUACGAAACGGAACCGGAUGACGUUGUUUACAUGGGAGUGCGCUUGGAGCCACUCUGUGAAGGGGUGGACCUCUCCGGGACGAACGAUGACAUUGUGGCGACGGACUCAAACGACCAACAAGAGUCGCCAGUAGUAGUGCACCAGGCAGUAGAGGACAAGGAAGCAGCGCCUCCGGCCGUAGCAGAUCCGAAACCCAAAACCCUUGAUGCCCUUGCUGCCCCCGACCUACAGCUAGACUGGAUCACGGAUACGAGCAGCAUUAGUGGGGACAGUGACGAUGUCAUCAUGGUCGAGAACGCAUCAUCAGUUGUCACCCGUGAACCUAUCGAUCUGACGAACGAUUCCGAGGAUGACGAGUCCACGCUGGUACCCGGGCCCGAGGAAGGAAACGUUGGCAGUAGUGGGGAAACUAGGGCCGGAUCUGCAGUACCGUCACGUGAAGCCACGAGUACGGAGAAGAUUGUUCCCGGUCCGGGAACGCAGAACAUCUACCGGGUGCGUUCAAUUCAACCAACGAUACGGAUUAGAGGUUACUCGUCAACCGGGCAGCCACUCUACGGGGUGUAUGGUACUGAGCGUCACAGCAGCUGGAUGAAUGCUGCCGCAUCCGCUGGUCUGUCGGUGAGUCGUACCGAACGGCAUCGCAUCCCGAACCAUCGAGCGUGGGACUCGUACCACUCGUCAACGAGAUCACCCUCGUCAUCGUCUCCCACUUCUUCGGCGGCCUCAUUGACGGGUGGUGGUGUGCCCGCACGGCAUCUCCACGCGUCGGCCAGUUGCAGUCGCCGUUGCCAGUCGCUCCACCGUCAACCAUCGUCCUCGGGGACAGUGGACGAAGCGACUUCCGUUCGCAGGUGUAGCGCAUGCAGCAGCGGUUCCGGUGGUUGUCCCUACGCAACAACGUCCGGCAUGCGAUGCUCGCGCUUCCAUUCGACGUCCUACCCGACGGCCGAGCGAUCCGCAUCCGCUUCACCCGUUUUCGCUGGUCCCAACCAUCACAAUCACCACCAUCAGCAGCAUGCUCAACGUCACCAUCGGCGCGGGCAACUUCGUUACCCAUGGCCACGGGGCGCUAGUGAUGAAGAUGACGAUGAAAACUGGACCGUUCGUCGCCGCGGCAUCUACAACGUUCCACCCGAGCUGCAAAUGGCCAGAAAUGAGGCACCCAUUGAUACUGUCACUGCUGCCAACCACCACCUCGUUCACCCAUGGCUACCGAAGUCCGAACCGCGCCCAAACCACCACCGCUCAUCCGAUCACCCCAUUGACUACUCUUCCGCAACGCCAAUGAAUAUGGGCAAUUCGUCCCGUGGCGAAACACCAGCGAUCCGCUUCCGAAUGUCGUCGAGAGGAUCGGUCUUGCCGCCUCCACCACCACCGCCACCGCCUCCACCUCCACCGCCAUUAUCCGCCAUUGGAGAUCCGAUGCUGUGCAGCACCCCGUCGUCGGCGAGCGGCCGCCGUCCGCCGUCGUCCUCAUCAUCGUCGUCGUUGGCGGUUACAAACGAUCACAACAACAACCACAGCCACAACAACAAUUGUCCGCGCCAACCGCACACCGUUCCCGACUGGGCGAACGCCCAGCCCGUCGAACACGAACGGCCGUGCGUGCAGCGGCACUUCCUGGCGUCACUGUGUAUGGCUGCGGCGCAACCGUACGGAUACUCCGAUGGUCUCCCCAAUCUCCCCGUUCACCGUCACCGUGUUCCGCGUCCUCCGGCGUUGUCGUCGUCGUCGGCCACCACCACGGCCGGUCGGCUACUCUCAGCGUCCUACGUUCCUCCGAGCUCCUCAUCGCCACACUCGCGCAACAGCUCGACGAUGCAGUUGGCACCGAACGGGGCGUCCGCCGCUUCCGUCGGACCCACCAGUGCUGCCACCGGGCACGAUUACUACCUUCGUUCGCGCCGCUCCGUCGCCGAUCGCCAUGGCGUUGGUGAGCGAGGCCCCGUCCCAUCGGCUGCCGUUGGUAUGGGUCGAAUGCCUUAUGCGCCCCACGAAAGCCUCUGGCAGCGGCAGCACCACACUCAGGAAGCGCUACGGCGCAUGAUGUCCGUCGACCUGGUGACACCGGCCCCGUACAGCGAGCUGCAGCGGCGUCAGACGCUCGCCAGCUACCGCCCUUCGCGAUCCCCUCCUCCGAUCCUACCACCGAGCCGUUACAUGCUGCAGUCGUCUCGCAAUCCGUCACUCGGUGUCGCCGCCAGCACGUCUUCGGGCAACGGUUCCAUGCCGAUGGCUUCCGGUUCCUCCGCCAACUUUCACCCACAACUGGCCCCCGGCGUGGCGCCACACGAUCAACCACACGCGAGUGGUUCACGGCCACUGCCGGAGGCGAUGCCGGAUGACAGAGACUGGCAGCAACGAGACGCCGGAGGCCAUAUUCAUUUCCACCAUCACAAUCAGCCGGGCACUGCCGGUAGCAGUGGAGCAAGUGGUGCUCCCCUCGACUACUGCUACUGGCAGGGAUCCCGGGCAUCGCAUCGGCGUGCCCGAAUGCACACGUAUUCGCCGAACGCGCUACGCCGCGAGCACCAGUACGUGCACCAUCACAUGUACCACCACAUAACGGCGCAGCAUUUCCGCGUGGACCCUCCGCCCGGGCUUCAGUUUAGCAUUGGGCUGCGUCCCAGUUUGCUGUCGAGCUUGAAUCGGUUCGUGCGCGUCAUCGAAGACUCGUGCACAAAUCGGGGCGCCACCCAGGAGAUGAUUGAAACGAACACGUUCCCGCACAAGUACAAACAGCUUCGGCUCGUGUCCGAGACGGACGAGGACAGUGAGAAGUGCACCAUCUGUCUGUCACAGUUUGAAGUUGAUAACGACGUCAGGCGUCUGCCGUGCAUGCACCUGUUCCACAAGGACUGUGUGGACCAGUGGCUGGUGACCAACAAACACUGCCCGAUCUGCCGGGUCGAUAUCGAGGUGCACCUCAGCAAGGACUACAGCACAUGACAUGCAGCGGACGGUGCUAGUAGCGGUACGACGACGACGGCGGCGGCCUACCUGUACGAUCAUCCGGUAAUGUCGAGGGACGCCGAGGACCACGUAGUCGAUGACGACGAAACCGAUGACGAUGACGACGAGCGAGAGAGCAACGAUGACGAGGAAGACGCAGAGAUGAGCAUUGAAGAAGACACAGGCCCGGCGCAGAUGGCGAUGAUCGCUGGUGGUAGUAAUGAUCCGCGACGCGAAUGGAACGAUGACGUGUGGAUCCGAAACGGAGCGAUGAUGCUCAACGAAAACCGUCCCGAGGGGGGCGAGAUCCAGACGUCGUCAUCCGACGGCGACAAUGACUCUAUUGCCGCUCAGAGCGGUUCCUCCGUCGGUGGGUCCGGCUGUGCUGAAGGAUUUUUGCUUUACCUUGAGUAAGGGACAGACGAGGUCCGCACAAAGUUGCUCAGUUCUCGCUGUUUUAUCGUUCUAGCUUCAGUACGAACGGAGAGUGCGUUGCAUGAGUGGUGUGACUAGGUGAUUUUUUAUGGUUUGUUUACUAAUAUUCCUAGAGGGAACGAAGGGAGAGAUAAUGAAGCACCCCGGAAAAUCGUCAAAAGGUUUUUCUUCUGCAGGGCGAGAGUGAGAGAGCGAAAGGUAAUGUAAGAAGCUAUGAUGAGUUUAGCAAUCGGUCUUUUUUGUUUCGAUCAAUGCAAAAUAAAUGAUAGCUACAAUGUUUGA
This is a messenger RNA of Anopheles cruzii, 4800 nucleotides long. Its product is annotated as E3 ubiquitin-protein ligase Arkadia. The record is from RefSeq and is a predicted model, not a curated record. The transcript is spliced from 7 exons. The coding region runs from base 1 to 4080 and encodes 1359 amino acids. NCBI's taxonomy places the organism in Eukaryota, Metazoa, Arthropoda, Insecta, Diptera, Culicidae.